AUGGCAAAGGCCGCAAAGCAGCCGGCAGCUCCAGCAGUUUUCCCUUGUAGCACAGCCAGAAACUCGCUUCCGCAGACGGUGCUACGCACAUCCGGCGAAAGCUCACGAGCGUACCGGCAGGAAACCUCAGCUGCCCUGUGUUUCUCCACGCAUAACCCCCUCGCCCGCCGCGGUGGAGGGAUGCUAAAGUAUACGGACCGCUGUUCCUUGGAGCUUGCUCUUCUUCCCCUCACGCUUCCAACCUCCCAGGACCACGAACGACGGACGACGGACAGGACAACGGACAACGGACAACGGACAACGCUCAGCAUACCGAGCGAGAGCCUCUAUGGGGAGAAGGAUAAUAUCCUUCUAAGUGACAACUAUCUUCCUGGUGCCAUGGUCCUGGCUCACUCCCUGAGGGAUAACGGGACAAAGGGCAGGCUAGCCGUGCUUAUAACGCCGGAUGGGUUGCAACAGGGUACAAUUGAUGAGCUGAAGACGGUGUAUGAUGAUGUGAUACCAAUUGCCCGGAUAGAGAACUCAACCCCGGGAAAUCUCUACCUUAUGGAUCGUCCGGAUCUAAUAUCUACAUUCUCAAAGAUAGCUCUCUGGAAGCAGACCCAGUACGAUCAGAUCGUCUACAUUGAUGCGGAUGUGAUAGCUACCAGAGCCCCCGAUGAGCUCCUCACGCUUGAUGUGACGUCUAUUGCAGCGGUGCCGGACAUAGGAUGGCCGGAUUGUUUCAACACCGGCGUCAUGGUCCUUCGUCCAAACCUCAAGGAUUACUAUUCUCUCCUUGCCUUCGCCCAGCGGGGGAUAAGCUUCGAUGGUGCUGAUCAGGGCCUCCUAAACAUGCAUUUCAAGAAUUGGGAUAGACUGAGCUUUGCGUACAACUGUACGCCCAGCGGCCAUUAUCAGUACAUACCGGCAUACCGAUACUUCGAAAGCACCAUCUCCCUGGUCCAUUUUAUUGGUCCGUUAAAGCCGUGGAGGCUUGGAAGGAAGACGUCGCCGCAGGAGUCGCCGUAUAAUCAGCUAUUAUCAAAAUGGUGGGCAGUAUACGACCGUCAUUAUCAUGCAGGCCCCGGUCAUACCCAACCUCGUCCCCAGUACCGGCCUCCUUCACAUGUACCUGACCAGAAAGUGAGGUCGGUUGAAGCUGCACGCCCUCAUGAGGAAGUUAGAACUGUAACAGAACAUGCACGCCCGGAACAUAUACAUGAACCCCCCCCUGCUCUGUCACUUACCCCCGGUGGAAGGAGUGCUGCAGAUACUAGCACCUUUGCACAACCUGCCGCCACACGUCCAGAACCUGUUGGUGGCUCUCAUGAGGAGGGACCUCAAGUCAGUCAUGGGGCUCCAGACAUCAGAGUGAUAAACCCCGACGAAAAUACUGUCCAAUAUGAUGCCAUUGGCUCUACUCUCGAGUUUGCUCCCGAACCAGAAAGGGGUCCUCAGCCAAGCGACAUACCGCCAGCUCAGCCGGUGGUCAGCGCUGUUCCACAAUACGUUCGCGGAGAAGAACAUGUCUCGGUGCCGGUAUAUCAUGGCCAGCCGCCCGGUGUACCAAUCCAUGCACCCCUUGUCGAUUUUAGCACCAAUGGUCCUUAUCCAGCUGCCGCCCCUCCUGAAGACCAAGAGCCUUGUCACUAUCAUGAACCCCAAACAUCCUCACUAACGCAGGAAACAAGAGAAGAGCGCCCUGCGGACCAGCAAUCUGCCAGCGUUGAACACACUGCCUCCAGCACCACGGAAACCCAGCCGCCUGAACGUACCCCUUCUCCUCCUCUAGCAAUAUGGGAUGCUUCACGCGCACCACCGCCUGUUGAUUCAAAACCGGAGGCUGUCAGCUUCCCUGUACAGAUCUACACGAUGUCGAAGGAUACUGAACUCUUUCAACCUCCUAAAUCAUAUCCUGAAGCUCCGAAGAAUAUGUAUUACGAAGUUCCAACCACUGCCCCCACCCCCAAAAAACAAACGUCCGUCUUCCCCUGGGAGCGCAGCGCUCCGACGCCGACACGAAUUUUCCUAGGGGAGGAAUGGGAGUCUAGUCAAGCUACUGAGUCCCCAACUUCAUCAACUAGACCGAUUCCCGGGCAGGCUGAGUGGUCUUCACAAGGGCUCGAGUCGUACCCGCGGAGCAAUGCCUGGGAUGAAGUACCAGAGAUCGAAAAGUACAUGCGUUCUCUCCACAAGCCUCGUCAGGCUGGUGUUUCCGUUAUCUCGGGGUCGGGGUCCUCCCAUACCCGAGGCCCGUCCACAGGGUCAAAAUCUUCAUCCAGAAAAUCGAACCUACGCUUAACUCAUUUUCCACCAGAACAAGAGCGGCCCAGCCCCGCUGUUACACCAGCUCUAAUAAUGAGGAGCCCAAGCCUCUCUUCUACAGCAGAUGAAAGCUGGGAGAACGAAGAGCUUCCUGCUGCUGAAGGCGUUCCCAGCCAGAAGGAAUGGAACCCCGUACAACGCCUAAAGGAGCUUCAGCGGCGUCAGUCCCUGUUCCUUGAAAAACCAAUUGAAUUUCAGUCGCGGGAGGUCCCAAAGCGGCAAAUGCCAGGCGAGCCGUCAAAGUCUGGCUGA
Messenger RNA from Arthroderma uncinatum, 2559 nucleotides. Its product is annotated as glycogenin-2. NCBI's taxonomy places the organism in Eukaryota, Fungi, Ascomycota, Eurotiomycetes, Onygenales, Arthrodermataceae. The record is from RefSeq and is a predicted model, not a curated record. Bases 1 to 2559 code for a protein of 852 amino acids. Gene Ontology annotation, molecular function: glycosyltransferase activity. Gene Ontology annotation, cellular component: cytoplasm. The transcript is spliced from 7 exons.